This is a messenger RNA of Nerophis ophidion (straightnose pipefish), 1926 nucleotides long. RefSeq names its product calponin 1, basic, smooth muscle, b (gene cnn1b). Lineage: Eukaryota; Metazoa; Chordata; Actinopteri; Syngnathiformes; Syngnathidae. The coding region runs from base 188 to 1084 and encodes 298 amino acids. The record is from RefSeq and is a predicted model, not a curated record. The transcript has 7 exons. Gene Ontology annotation, biological process: actomyosin structure organization. Gene Ontology annotation, molecular function: actin binding.
CAAAGUGAGGGAAAGUUGCAUCCGCGCUGCCCCGCCAUUGUCCACACAGCACGGCUGCGAAUAUUAGAAGAGCCCCGCGGAUUGGUCGCGGAACUUCCGCGUGUUUCCCCCUUUCUCUUCUCAGCCCUGACCCCUUUCGUCCAUUUUUAAAGCUCUCUUUUUUUUUUUUUUUUUGUAAAUAGCGAACAUGUCACAACAUUUCAGAAGCGGCCCAGCUUUCGGACUUUCUGCCGAGGUCAAGAGUAAGCUGGCAGGGAAGUAUGACCCCCAUAUGGAGGAGGAGCUGAGGCUGUGGAUUCAGGAUGUGACCGGCACCAAGAUUGGAGAGAACUUCAUGGAGAGUCUGAAGGAUGGAGUCAUGCUAUGCGAACUCAUCAAUGUUCUUCAGCCCGGCUCUGUGAGGAAGAUCAACCUCUCCAGUCAAAACUGGCACCAGUUGGAGAACAUCGGGAAUUUUGUCCGUGCAAUUACAGAGUACGGCCUGAAGCCUCACGACAUCUUUGAGGCCAACGAUCUGUUCGAGAAUGUCAACCACACUCAGGUCCAGUCCUCGCUUAUCGCCCUGGCAGGAAUGGCUAAGUCAAAAGGUUUCCACUCCAAGUACAACAUGGGAGUGAAAUAUGCUGAGAAACAGCAGCGCCGCUUCGCUCCAGAGAAGCUGCGGGAAGGACGCAACAUCAUUGGCCUGCAGAUGGGCACCAACAAGCUCGCCAGCCAAAAAGGUAUGACCUCUUACGGCACGAGGCGCCAUCUUUAUGACUCCAAGAUGGGCAUGGACAACCCAAUGGACCAAUCCACCAUCAGCUUACAGAUGGGCACCAACAAAGGAGCCAACCAGUCGGGCAUGACCGCCCCCGGCACGAGGAGGCACAUCUUCGACAAGAAGCUGGAGCUAGAGAACUGCGACACCACCACCAUAUCCCUGCAGAUGGGCACCAACAAGGUGGCGUCCCAGCAGGGCAUGACCACCUACGGCCUGCCCCGCCAGGUCUACGACAACAAGUACUGCACCAACCCCACCGAGGCGGCCUACAACAACGGCGGGCAGGCGGAGUUCGACGGAUACAACCAGUACUCCGACUGAAACCCGGUAUUCCCACACUGGUUUUGAGGUCUCGCUCCCCUGGCCUUUUUUAGACACGGUUUUACUCUCUGGGAAGGUUUCCACGAGUACGACAAUAAUACUUUUUACAUGGCCAACUUAUGUGGUUCUUGGUCCCAGACUGCAGAAUUAAAGGUUGAUAUUUAAUAUCUAUUUAUGGAUCCUUUUCCACAAUUGUAAUUAGAGACCGCGUUGGUGCUACUGAACCUUUUUGACAGACCCCCCCACCCCCGCCUUCUGGCCCUUAGAUUUACAGCUUUUUUUUUUUUAGUUUUUUAUUUGAAAUCCCCUAGUAUAGUCAAAGGCCUAACAAAUGACCCGAGGUUUUGUGGAAUGUUUUAUUUUGAUAAAUCUAAGGCAUGACAAAAGUAUAUUAGACUACUUGUAGUCACCACAGAUUCUUUCAAGGCAAAAAAAAAAAAAAGGCUUGCUUUUAAUAUUUUAUACGAGAAACGCGCCCCUUUUUUUUUGCGUCAAAUAAACACGCUACUGUUUUGGAAGUCACCAAAUGUGUUGAAUGUAACGUUGCUGCGUGCACUGGCAUGUGAAGGGUUAACCGAGAAGCACAGUGUGGCUGGUGGUGUCGAAAAUGUGAACGCUCGGAGUGGAGCGCCAUCUAGUGUUGUGUAAUCCUCACGCCGGUUACGCCCACUUUAGUCACCCCCUUUUUUUUUUUUAAACAUUCCUUAAAUUAAAUCGGUUGGAAGAAAAAGCAGUUUUUUUUACAAGUAGAACUGCAGCUAAUGUUAACAUUUCACGUUUCGACAAUGUACGGCUUUCACUAAACAUGACUUUUGUGCAAUAAAAACACUUGAAAAAUACAA